Pristis pectinata (smalltooth sawfish) is the source of this 6837-nucleotide messenger RNA. RefSeq names its product ABC transporter B family member 1-like. Gene Ontology annotation, biological process: transmembrane transport. Gene Ontology annotation, cellular component: membrane. NCBI's taxonomy places the organism in Eukaryota, Metazoa, Chordata, Chondrichthyes, Rhinopristiformes, Pristidae. Bases 755 to 2557 code for a protein of 600 amino acids. The transcript has 20 exons. The record is from RefSeq and is a predicted model, not a curated record. Gene Ontology annotation, molecular function: ATP hydrolysis activity; ABC-type oligopeptide transporter activity; ATP binding.
UCCGCACCUGGAGCUCCGCCCCCCCCCUCCCCUCCAGGCGCGAGCGUGGUGGAGAUUUCCGGUUCAGCUGCUGGAAAGGUUGGGAGUGAAGGCCGGUGUUGGGGCGGUGUAGGUGGCUGGCUGAUGUAAUAAGAGAGACUGCAAGAAGAAUGGCACAAGAUGGUAUAUACUAUUACAGAUUGCCUGCUGUCAGAUUCAUCCCUCUUAUUAAUAUUAUUCUGUUUGUGGAUGGAAUAUCUACCAUCAUACUCUGGAUUUUAGGUGGUCGCUCUCACUAUUUGGAAAACGAUGUACUUAAGUGGUGCUUCUGGAAGUCAACCUUUGAUCUUGCAGCAUUUUGCACAAUGAAAACAUGUAUUCUUAUUGUAAUUUACUUGACGAUGGAGUCUAUUGCCCUGAAACAGAUUGACGAUCUUAACAAUUCCAAUCUUAAACGGAAAAGGGAGCUCCUGCACCUGAUUAGCUUCACCAUCUCGGGUCUCUGGGUUGCAUACACAAUGGCCAAAGGAAUUACGGUCCUUGUAACACAGAGCUAUAAAGAGAUGCAUCUAACAUUCAAGAUUGUUUGUAUUUCUACCUUGGUCUUCAGCCUGGUUGAGUUCCCCUUUUGUGUUUUUUGUAACAGGUUUCUGAGAAGGUUGCAGAUUUUCCGUAUUGUGCAAAGCAUUGAAGAAGAAAGGGACCAAAAAGUAAAGCUGAUCUUAAGCGUCUCUUCUCGUUGGCCAAGGAUGAAAUUUGGCUUUGUAUUGGUGGGAUGCUGGCACUUGUUGUCUCCUGUCUUUCACAGAUAGUGGCUCCAUUUUUCUUUGGCAAGGUCAUUGAUUCGGCUAUGGAAUCAAUGGAGGAACUUGACAGAAUGAUUCUUAUCCUCUUCGGCAUAUAUGUUGGUGGUGCAGUUUGUUCAUUUGUCCGUGCCUACUUUUUUGUUCUGGCGGGUCAUAGGCUGGUGGCCAGACUGCGUAAAAGACUUUUUGGGAGCAUUAUAAAGCAAGAAAUUGCAUUUUUUGAUGAAAACAGAACUGGUGAAUUAACAAAUCGCCUGUCAUCUGAUACUCAGAUCAUUCAGAAUACUUUAACAGUAAACCUGUCCAUGUUGCUGCGAUAUACAUUGCAAAUAAUUGGAUCUAUUGUUCUCAUGUUUGUUGUAAGUCCAGCAUUGACUGGAGUACUCCUUGCAUCCGUUCCAGUUGUAGCAAUUGGAGGAGUGCUUUAUGGGGAAUUUGUGAAGAGAUUACGAAAAAAGUUCCAGGAUGAGCUGGCAGCUGUUGGCUCAACAGCUGAAGAGACUAUUUCUAACAUUCGUACUGUGAGAACUUUCUGUAGUGAAAAGAAAUCUGAAGAACUGUAUGGCAAAGGAAUAGAUAAGAGCUAUCAGAUUGGGAAAAAGUUAGCUCUGGCAGAAGGGUCCUUCAAUGGGCUGGUGCUAACUAUCUCACAGGGUGCUAUUGUGCUUGUGUUUUGGUAUGGUGCAAAGCUAGUGUAUGAUGGAAGACAUGGAAAAUCUGGAAUUUCUUUUGGGACUUUGGCAUCUUUUAUGGUCUAUUCGAUGAAUGUUGCUAUGGCAUUUGGAAUGUUGGCAUCUCUUUAUGGUGACUUCAUGCAAGCUGUUGGAGCCUCUAUUCGUAUCUUUGAGCUGCUGGACCGCAAGCCAAAAAUCCCCUGUGUGGGUGGAAAUCGGCUUGAUUCUCUGGAAGGCAGGCUAGAGUUCCAGAAGGUCAGUUUCACAUAUCCCACCAGACAAGCUUCCCAGGUUUUAAAGGAAAUGACAUUUGCAAUUGAACCGGGUAACAUGGUCGCAUUGGUUGGUCCAUCGGGUGGAGGAAAAUCAACAAUAGUCAAUCUGGUAGAGAGAUUCUAUGACCCAGACUCUGGAAGGAUAUUACUUGGAAGAUGUGAUCUACAAAGUUUGGAUCCUCAGUGGUUCCGGCAGAAGAUUUCGAUUGUUAGUCAGGAACCUACGUUGUUUGCAACAUCUAUUAAAAAAAACAUCACGUAUGGAAGAGAGGCGAACAUGGAAGAGGUGAUUGAUGCAGCCAAAAAGGCAAAUGCUCAUGAUUUCAUUGUGUCGUUUGAGAAUGGUUAUGACACGAUAGUAGGAGAACGUGGAAUCAGACUCUCAGGAGGCCAGAAGCAGAGGAUCGCUAUCGCCAGGGCUCUUAUUAUGGAUCCCGUGUUGCUGCUACUUGAUGAGGCUACAAGUGCUCUGGAUGCAGAAAGUGAGCACCUCGUACAAGAGGCCAUUGAUCGGGUUAUGCAAGAACGAACGGUUUUGGUAAUUGCGCACAGGCUUUCAACUGUAAGAAAUGCCUCCAAGGUCAUUGUUAUUGACAAAGGAAGGAUGGUGGAAUGUGGCACCCAUAAAAAUCUUUUAGAGAAGGGAGGAAUCUACAAGAAAUUAGUUCUGCACCAACUGACUGUGGGUGCAGUAGAGUUUGGAGGUGAUGACUUCCAAGAAGAUGGCUCUUUGAAUGGAGCACAGGUGGAAGAAGCCACAAAUCCUGAGGGACAAUAUUGGAACAAUGCGGAUAUUGAUAUGGGAGAACAACAAAAUGGUUAGACUGUAAUGGAAACACUGGAAGAGUUUGUUUCACAUUAAUUAUAAGCAAAUGAAAUUGACUUCUUCGCCAUUUGUAUGUGUAAAGUGCUUUUGAAUAUUUGCAACUCAUUUGAUAGUAAAAGUACAAACUUAGUUAUUUAUUUCUAUCUUAACACAACAUACAGAUGCUUGCCAUUGAAUACUCUUGACUGUUGGAUAUUUUAAAUUAAGUGAAUUGCAAAUCACAAUCCCAUUGAGGUGAUACUCCCAGAGGUUUUUCUGUCUUAUAUAUUUAAUACUCUUGGGCUUAUUUCAAACUUGUACGCUGCAGCAGAAGAAUAUAGAAUUGGAAACUUGUGGAAUUCAAAUUCACUUUAACCUGCCCAAUGUCAAUCACUAAUUUUUUUUUGUUCUUCUGUUAGUGUGUAUGUAUCAGUGAUAAGUUAGAAGUGUUAAGCAUGAGAAAAUAACCGAGACCAUGUUCAUUACAUUUGCACCAAUUAUUUUUGUUUUUGUGAUGCAAAGACUACACCAAACAGCAGUUAGCUUUGCUCCUGCUGCUGUAUUGGCGCCACAGAAUUUGCAAACACUUCUAAUAAAUGGCUUAUAAUUGCAUCUUAUUGUAUAACAAGAGACUAACAUUUUGUACAUUUCAAGACUUAUAUUAGUCUUGAAACACACUUUAUUUUUAUGUCCUGUUUUUGACCAUUUUUCCAUCCUCCUCUGACCCCCUACUAGGGCACCAAUCUGCUGCUGCUAAACUAAAUACAGAAACUUUUAUGGUUAAUGUCAACUAAACUGUAGAGGGUUCACAUUUCCUGGAGGGCUCGCUGAAUUGUGCGGAUAGAACUGCUUCCCCACCCCCUAUCCUUCACCGAUUUUUCUACAAAUUGUUUCAAAAUUUGAGAUGAAUUGUAGCACCAGCAACAAUCACUACAGAGCACCCACGUCACCAUGCAACCACAAAACAAUCUAUAAUCGAACUGGUCAUCACAACUCAGCCACUUGGCUGAUUUUCAUUGUAACUUGUUUGUGCUUUUCUGUUAUCGUUUUUAUUAAGAAGACUAAAAGUAAAGAAUUGGGUUCAUUAUUUAGAAAAAAUUAUUAAAAAGAACAUAAGCAGCAACUGCUUUUUUUAUUAUUAAAUAAUCCCUUCUAAACCUGUAGUAGAAAGAAACUGCAGAAAUAAUUUUCAGUGAGUAACAUUUGAAUGAACACUCAUUUAUUUAAAUCAUCUCUUGGCAAAUUUUGCUCCUUAGCCGCAUUGCACUCAUUUUUAUUGAAUUUUCCACCCGCUGAUUAUAUGCUGGUUUGAUACCAUGGCUUCCUCAGUAAGAAUUAUUCAAUGGAAAUGAAUUUUUCAUCAUGGCAAGUAACUUAUUUUGUCUUACUUUGUAUUUAAAUCAAAAGAAUUUUUAAGUUAUGUGGUGACUGUGUAGAAAUAUUUGAUGUGCACUUUAUAAACUAAUACAAAAUUGUACUUGUUGUUAACCAAGUUGGUCAGGUGCAAGUUUUAAAUUUUAGUAUUUGAAAUUGAUAAAUAAGUAACCAUUGAUCUUUAGUGAUGAGAAACAAUAUUUGUUCAAAAUUUAAUUCGUUAUAAAAUGGCUGCAGAGUUCUUUGAAAUUUUAUUGCAAGGUUUUGAAUUUAAUGGCAAUAGAAUUAGAAAGUUUAUCACUAAAUUAACACUAUCUUUGAAUGUAGUACAUCAACUUUUUUUUUACUUGUAUUUAAGGGAAAUUGUAUGAACUUGUAAUAGGAUUUUUAAAGAACUGUGGUGAUAUAGUAACUAUUUUGAAGAAAGCUGUGUAUAAUUGUGUAAAUAUGCCAGAGGCUUAUUGUUUUAUUGCAUAUAUUCUUGCAUAUAUUCAUGACACUUGUGAUGCAAGAUGUUUGAUUCCUCCUUACAAGGCAUCCUUUAGAAUUUUCUUGCCCUCCUUCUGGUCCUUUUUAUCUUGGAUAUUAUCACAGUACAUCAAGCUCAGAAAUAAUUUGCAGUCAAUGCCACUUUACAGCUCUUAAAUACUGCUCAUCUUAAUUACCCUAAAAGCCGAUCAUCUUUCUCAAAAUGAAGGGAAGAUGAUAAGAAAUGUCAUUUGUCCUGGGAAUUACAGAUGUUAGUGUUCAGUCACAGAUUAGAAAAUUGCCAAACUUAUCCUGUCAAACUGCUGUGAUUUAUAGAUAGUAUUAAACUAGAAGGAUGCAUUUGGGGAAAUGUUGCCUGACCUUACACAAUUUCUUCAUUCAUCGUUUUUUUCCAUUCUCCCUUUUUAGAUAAUAGGAGCUAGAUGCAUUUAAUGUUCACAAGGCUUGGGACUUUAUUCAUCUAUAUAAAUUUUCAGCCCCUGCCUAAGUAAAUUUCCACUCUAUAUUUAUGAGUCAAAAGAACAAAGCAAGAAAAAUUAUAGGAUUGUUUUGCCCAAUUGGGGAAAAAAAUGCACUUUGCAUGCAAACAAAUCCAUUCUUGUGCAGGUCACAAUAAAUCUUUCAUUUGAUUGAGGGGUGGUGCACUAUUGGAUUUAUUUUGCAGGCAAGAAUUAUCUUUUACACUGGCAAACUAAAUCUAUUAAUACCUAUGUUCUGAAAAUUGCAUCUGUGAAUAUUUUUCUAUGUUGCAUUAUGCAGAUUUUAAAUUUGUUUGCACUUGCAUUGCCUAUUACUAUAAUGUUGCAGCAUUAUUAUUUAUUAGAGGAUGUUUCACUUGAGUGAUAAUUUUGUUGGACUGCUCAUAAAUUUUCAAUUACAGGGAAGAAAUCCACUGUGCGUGAAUUCUACAACACAGAAAGCUCUGAAGACUUAUUUAAAAUUUUGGCCAUGAGUAUGCAUGGGUUCUUGUAUGUACUAAUUAAAGCCAAGUCAACUCUAUAGUUCUGUAUGCCAACCCUGACAACUACUGUUCAGUGUAUUUAUAUUCAGAAACAUAAUAUUUAAUUUCUGUAACAUUCUUUGGGCCACAUCUCUUACUACUGAGAUCCAUAUAUAUCAAAGAUUAUUUUUCAGAUUUAAGAUACUGUGACAGUACUAUUAUUAAUGUAAGUGUAUUGAAUAAAAUGUUAACUGUUACAAAAUAAAUAUCACAAGAUAUGUUAAAAUGUGCCAACUAUAAUGAAUAUGUGCAAUAACAAUAGUUAACUGUGGAGGAAUAAAGCCGUUCACCAUAUCUUAGCAUAUCCAUGCGAAAGCACUGUACACUCUUGCCACCACUGCUGACGUCGGUCAGAUAGUGCAAACUAUUUCCUGUUACCAUAGGUGUCAAUCACAAAGAAACCUCUUGAAUCAUUAAGCAGCAUUGGAACACUUGGAGAAUAAAUGAAGAUAGAGAUGAAGGUUCCCUCUAUUCUCUGAGCAGCCAGAUAUGGUGGGAUUGUCUUAAAUAAUUCUGAAACGUUUGCCACUGACUUCUUAGUCUGAAGUCUACUAUGUGUCUUAAUCGCUAAGCAUGAAGAGGAGCUUUCACGUUUUUAUCAAAUUAAUCAUCCUCCUUGGAAAGCCAUAGUUUUAACAAUAGUUUCCUUGCAACAGUCCCUGAAAUAGUUGACUUCAUAUUGCAUCAGGUGGACAGUGCACUUAACAAAGAGUAUAGAUGAAUUGCCAGUUGUUUUGGUGAUCCCUUUCACUUUGAUCUGCUGAUCUGCUAACCAGUAUUUCUACUUUGGUCACUUUAUAAUUAUGACACUAAUGAGGAUUUCCUUUUAUUUUAGUUUAAAAGGUAAAUGUAGCAUAAGUAGUAUUUUGGGCUGGGUUCAGUAAUAUCAUAUUGGCUGGACACCAGAAGAAUGUAGAAUAAUCACCCCUUGAUAUCCUUGAGGUAGGUUUACAUUUGAGUGCAAUACUAUGUGACGAGGGAUCUUUUGUUUCAGGUUCCAUCUUUAACUAAAGCUGUACCUUCCUUCACAAAUAGACAUCAAAAAUCCCUGGUGCUAUUUCAAAGAAUUGAGUGUGCAUGUUUUGUCCAGCUCUUACCCAUCAACCAGCAGCACUACUACUUUUUAAAAAAAAAAGGUAUUUUAACUCAUCUUUUUUGUGAGAUCUUGCUUUGUGCAAAUUGGGCUUGCCAUAUCUCUCCUCACUGUGAACCUUUUGACACAUUUGUGGUUUGAAUUGUUAAAUACAAGAAAAAUAUUAAUUUCCCCAGCACUUUGGUCCCAAUCUUUGAAUGACUAUCAAAUUUUUCAUUUGUAAUCUUUUUUAACUUUCAGUAACAUUAUUUUACACCUUGUUUGAGCAUGAAUUUGAUACAUCUUUAUGUAAACAAAAAAUCUAUGAUGUUUGAAUUCAGCAAGACUGCAUGGAAACUGAAA